AACAGGCUGUUACGAGAGUGCGCAUGCGCGUGCGGCGUGGCGCUUAGUUCGUAAUUUCCAAGAUGGCGGCACAUCUCAGACCGUACGAAGUUUUCUGGACGAAAGACGUCACUGAUGAAGAGAACUCCCUUGUCCAUGUGCCAGGUGUAACUGAUAUCGGCAACAAGAGACCACAGAAGAGGGUGCCGGGAAGGAGAUCACGUGAUCUUGAUCCCAGGAUGCCCAGCCCAACGGCACACAGCACGCCAGAGAGGGACGACAACAGCACAAAGCAUUCUGGGAUAGAAGCAGAGGACAGUGGGAAGGAGGUGGAGGAUUCCAUCAUCAAACAUCAAAAAGAGAAGAUUAUCAAGAAUGGCAGUGCUGAGAGUAAGAAGCCAGCCUUGAAGGACCUGAGAAUAGAAGACAAGAAGAGGGUGGCUAAUCUCAUCAAGGAACUGGCAAAGUAUGGACAAGAUUUUCUGUCUUGUUUUGAUGUUCAUGUAGACAGCCUCCUUCAUCCCCCAUACAAAGCAGAUUCUGUUCAGUUUCUAGUCCUUUGA
Molecule: messenger RNA, 542 nt
Organism: Branchiostoma floridae (Florida lancelet)
Lineage: Eukaryota; Metazoa; Chordata; Leptocardii; Amphioxiformes; Branchiostomatidae
Product: protein hinderin-like
Exons: 4
Coding region: 63-542 (159 amino acids)
Source: RefSeq, a predicted model, not a curated record